UCUUUUGAUUUUACCACGCACGUUGCUAUCGUGUCUACACUGGCAUCCGUUACAUAUACAAUAGUGUGUUUAUGUUGUGACAUAUAAUUUUCACGUUAUUCAUAGAAAUCGACAAUAUAUAAAUUACUGAAAUUCAAUUCGGUCAACAGUCAGAUAAAGGCUGCGACUCUCUUAUCUCGAGGAGAAGAGAAGAAUACUCGAUAGGAAAUCAGAUCGGCGAGUUGACGUUCAAUCAUGUCCAAGAUAACAGGUUAUGAUACGCACGACGACGGGCCGGGAUUUGUGGGUAUUCGAUUUUGCCAGGAAUGCAACAAUAUGUUGUAUCCAAAAGAGGAUAAAGAGAACAAAGUGCUGAUGUACGCGUGCAGAAAUUGCGAUUUCAAGCAACUGGCCGACAGCAACUGCAUCUAUGUGAACAAGAUCAUGCACGAGAUAGAUGAACUGACACACAUCGUGGCUGAUGUAAUAUCGGAUCCUACAUUGCCGAGAACCGAGGAACAUCCAUGCCCAAAGUGCAAUCACAGAGAGGCUGUAUUUUUCCAGGCACAAACUAGGAGGGCUGAGGAGGAAAUGCGAUUGUAUUAUGUGUGCACGAAUCAGCAUUGCUCUCACAGAUGGACGGAGUAGAAGAUACAACCUUUUCGUAUAUUCCUUCUUUUACGUCGUGUGACUUAAUCGCCGGUGAUGUCGCGUUAGAGUUUGUAAGCAAGACAUAUAUAUGUGUAUAUAUAUAAGAAAUGAUAGAUUUGUAUAUGUUAUAAUUGUAACAAAGUACGAUAGUAAAAAUCGAAA
Molecule: messenger RNA, 792 nt
Organism: Dinoponera quadriceps
Lineage: Eukaryota; Metazoa; Arthropoda; Insecta; Hymenoptera; Formicidae
Gene: RpII15
Product: DNA-directed RNA polymerase II subunit RPB9
Exons: 4
Coding region: 235-627 (130 amino acids)
Biological process (GO): transcription-coupled nucleotide-excision repair; DNA-templated transcription; maintenance of transcriptional fidelity during transcription elongation by RNA polymerase II
Cellular component (GO): RNA polymerase II, core complex
Molecular function (GO): nucleic acid binding; DNA-directed RNA polymerase activity; zinc ion binding
Source: RefSeq, a predicted model, not a curated record